AUCUACGGCUGGCUUAGUCGUUUCGCCUUCCGAUCAUGUAAUUGUAAUCUCUUAUGGCCACUUACUUACCUACACUACAACCUACGACUCCUUCUGACUCCAAUCCUCCGCUCCACACCGACAGCCACCCUUCCGGUCUGCUGCAUGCACACUCUCUCUCCACCACCAAGCCUUCGUACCCAUGUAAUUCGUAUCCGUCAAAUACUCUCUCUUUUCCACUAUCCUCUUCACUCCUCCUCUGUCGCUCUCUUCCCUAAUGCCGUCCUACGAUUACUCCCACGAUCGUCUGCGUGAUCCCUAUACCACUCGUCCCCGCGACUACGACUCCAGUCACUACUAUAAUCCGAGACACUACGAAAACAUUCCGCGCUCGUCCCCCUACAACGACCCCUCAUAUCUCUCGAGUGCCAGCUCCGCUUAUAAUCGCAGUGAACGGCGGCGAUGGCCUCCAUCACCGAGCGUAGACGAUGAAUCCGACGCUCUUGCCAAAGAGUUUGGCAAUGCAUCCCUGACUGAUCCCCGUGACGAUGUCCCUGCCCGCGGCACUCCUGAUCAGAAUCCAAUUAUUGAGGAUGUCGAUCCUCCAUCCUUUGUUCCGGAGAACAAGGAAGACCGCUUUGUCAUUGUCGGGAGAGGGUCUAAUGACGAUGAGCAAGAUACACCUACACGCGAGCGGAGGAGGUCACGUUUUAACAGGAUGCCGGCGCUGAAUACUGAUAUCGAAGAAGCAAAUCUUUACUCGAGGAGAGAGCCGAGUCCAUAUGCGUUCUCGAGGGACUCAGACAAACCCAGCAAGCGAGAACCAGGGGACUUCUAUCUAUCUCCAAAGCCAAUGACACCCUCCUACUCGAGCACGCCAAGAUUGGCUCCGCCUGAGGAUCGGAAACCACGGCCAAAGUCGCAACGCUCAUCAGCAAUGACUUCAGACGCAAACAGCACAUUCGAGGACUCGGAUGUCGAGCUUGAUGAGGAGCUCUUGAAAAAUACCAGGCGACCCGCACGUUACUCCUUUGCGCCUAGCUCCAGUGAUCACGCACGCGAAGAUAUAAGGGCUUCCUUACAAGAUCUCAAGAAGGAGGCAACAUCCAAGCAAUCGAAUGUCAGGUUCUCGGACACUCCCGGAAGUGGCACAUCAUCACAGGCAUCUACCCCUCCUCCGAACCAAAGAGCUCAGAAAAUCCACACGCAGCAGACCUCCGCCAGCUCAAAGAACAAUUCUCCUAGGAACAGCUAUCCGGACUCAGAUAGCCAUUUGAGGCCUGCGACCGCCGUACCGAGCUCGGCGCAGUUGAAGGAACCCUCGUACCCACCAUCGCCACCCCGGUCACCAUGGGAGAAGGAACAACCAACCUUUCCUAGGUCUAGCUCCAAACCAACUUCGCGACCUGUCUCUCCGAUCCAUAAUAAUAGUGUUCCUUCACCCCCGCGAACUCGCGAUGCCGAUAGAUAUCCUUCUACAUAUUCCAGCGGCGACUCGCGGGUGAGGCCAGAGCCCAGAGUCUCCUCGUCAUUGCGACACGACACUCUACCACCUCCAAGUCCGGUAAUCAAAGUGCAAGCAACGACUCCAGCCCGGAAAUCGAAGCUACCGUAUCCUGACGAUGACCAUGGCUCGGAUGGCGUCUAUAUUCCAACUGUAGAAGCUCCUAUACAGCGACAACGUUUGCCUGAACUUGAUGUCAACAAGGCGCAGUCUUGGAAAAAAUCAUCUUCACGACCUUCGUCGCCAACACGACACAGCCCAAAAAAUGCAACAACAAGACCAAUUCUGACACAUCGAUACACAGAUUCCACUGGCUCUGGCACGGACUCUCCGACUUCGAAACAUCGACAUAAGGACUCUUAUGGUUCCGAAUCAGACUCCGAGUCUCGUCGUAAAACAGAGCGAGUCUUACAAAUGAAGUCUUGCCCGAGGCCUGGCUGGACGACACAUCACGAUGACUGGGUCGCUAUUCAAGGCUAUAGCAAAUUUGCCAUCUGCCGUGACUGCUACAAAAAUCAUAUCGCCGGUACCAUUUUCGAUCAUGACGACGAGAUAAAACGGCCGCGAUACCGACCUGGUGUCAAACUGCGGUGUAGCUUCGACUCGGCAUGGGUCCGCAUGGCAUUUACCUUGACCAAGUGGCGAAGAGAAAGAGACUUGGGGCUAAUCAAGGAUCUCGCCGAGAUCGCGGAGAAAGAAAGCGAAUGCCCUAAGAAUGAAAAAAUUCCUGGCGUGUGGUAUGGGCUAAAACACGAGGGCAAAUUCGUACCAGAUCUAUUCAUCUGUCCGUACGAUAUCCACCAACUCGAAGCCCUUUUUUCCACGCUCAAGGGCAUGUUCACCAUCAUUCCCCAACCCCGCGAGCGCAGCCCACACCGCUGUACUCUUGGCCGACCCUCAAGCCCCGAGUUCACGUCCUACCUCGAUGUUUUGCAUGCUAUCGACGAGAAGGCCGUAGCUGAGACAAAGCACCAGGGCUACUGCAUGCCCAACAUGAAGCCUUUGGUCGCGCUGUUCCCCAGCACCCCAGAGCGCCAGCUCACCACAUCGGUCUCACAACCACCCCCACCAUGCACUCGUGGGUUCUUCAUAACCAACGCAAAAUGGCACUACAUACCCCGGCUCCCCGAAUUCACAGUCUGCAGCGAGUGCUACACGAAACACAUCAAGCCCUACAUCGCGGAAGGCUAUCUCGCCGACCGCUUCCUCGCCAAGCCCACAUACCUGCCCCGCAGUCUCGACGCCAACGGCGUGUCCUGCCAGAUGUAUCCCAAGUCCAUGCAAAAGCUCUGGGCCGACAGCGACGAAUACAACGACUACGACACUCUUGCGGCGAAAGCGCGCGAGCGCAAGCGCGAAGAGGAUCGAUAUCGCGCGCGCAUCAGCACGUUGGAACGGAGAAUGGACAGGGCGACUAAGAAGGCGGCUGAGGAGGGGCUUGAUGGGCGCGGCCGGGAUCGCAAUGCGUCUGGUGGUCUGCUGGAGCAGCAGCGGAUGAUGCAGUAUGAGAUGGAUCGGCUGGCGGCGGAUUGGCGAAAGUAUGAAUGAAUGAUUGCAUGAUUGAAUGAUGGAUUGAGUGAAUGAAUGAAUGAGCU
Molecule: messenger RNA, 3078 nt
Organism: Pseudovirgaria hyperparasitica
Lineage: Eukaryota; Fungi; Ascomycota; Dothideomycetes; Acrospermales; Acrospermaceae
Exons: 2
Coding region: 257-3031 (924 amino acids)
Source: RefSeq, a predicted model, not a curated record